CACCGCCGCCGUGGCUCGCUCGUGUGCACAUGCGAGACUGCGCGCGCGUCCGUCUCUCGCUCGCAAUCAUCUCUUGGUUCGCCGGUACGCUCUGUGUAUUAACGACGCGUUCUCUUCUGGAUAUCGAGCCGUAUAGCGUGUGAGUUUUUCCUCUCGAUAAGAGAGCCUCAUGUUGAAAGAUCUAGUCGAUCAGUUUGACUCGUGACUAUCGUACGAGAAGGAUCGUUUUCUCUCAAUCGGAUUAUCGUGUCAACGUUUUUUUCGCAACUUCGGAAAACUUCCUUACGAAGAUUCUUUUUUUUUCUAAAUCGUUUUUAUACUCUUCCGACAAAAUCAUUUUACCGCAUCGUACAGUGAAACGUACAGUGAAUAAGUUUUUUGGAGUUCAUCUUUAUCGGGGCAUACACGAUUGGUGCACGUGUGCAUCCGUGGUCCCGGUGCGCACGGUAUAUCGGAGCUUCGAUCAACGAGAGAAGCCCGACACCUCGUUAGCGUCACGGAUAUAUUACAUAGUCGGCACGAAAAGCUUUGACAUUUGGCAAAUGUCAGUGACAGUCGCUGGCGGAGCGGCUUCCGCGUAAUCGGAGCGUGGUUCGUGAUAAACGAUAAGGAAAACGGUCGUUGUAGUUCGUUUCAGUGUUUCCCAUUUCGACAUACGAAUCCGGCCGGUUGUUUUCAUUAAUCUCGUGCUACAAGAUCGAAUUCGAGAAGAGACAUGUGAUCUUGUGUUGGAUACGAGUAAGGAAUAGAAUCGAGAAGAAGCAUCAACUGGUCUGGUCUCCGAAGGCUCAAAAGUCUUGAAGAUGGACUGGAUGAGGAGACAGGACAUUAAGGAGGAGUCACCGGAAACUCCUACCGCUCUGACACCGGAUGAACCUGACGAGUGCUACUUCGAGGAAGACACCUCGAUAGACGAGGGCAUGGGUCUGGACAAUGUGAGCUCAGCGACCCUCAGGCCUUUCAACUCGGACAUCAACACGCCGAGAAUCGAUAGCUAUAGGUUCUCCAUGGCAAAUCUGGAAGAUUCUCAGGAUGUCGAUCUGGAUGCUAUCCUCGGAGAGCUGUGCGCUCUGGAGCGCCGCUGCGACGGCGACAUCGCUUCUACACCUGCACCCGAUUCGCAGAGACAGGGCCGACCUAACAGCACCAGAAUCACUGCUGGGGACAAUACCGAUAUCGGGAAAAAUGAAGGAGCUAUGCGCACCGAUAGUCCUGACAAUGACAGCGCGUUCUCGGACACGGUGUCGAUGCUGUCCAGCGAGAGUUCCGCGAGCAGCAGCGGUUCCGGACACAAACCACCUCAGACCGCCAUGCACACAGGUCCUCAGCAACAAUCUCAUCAACUCAUGGACGCUGCAAGCCGAGUCAAGGCAGAAAAAAUCCGCUUGGCGUUGGAAAAGAUGCGCGAAGCCAGCGUUCAAAAGCUCUUCAUCAAAGCGUUCACCUUGGACGGCAGUGGUAAAAGUUUGCUUGUAGACGAAGGAAUGAGCGUAGCGCACGUGUGCAGGCUUCUAGCUGACAAAAAUCACGUGCCAAUGGAUCCAAAGUGGACGGUGGUCGAGCAUUUGCCUGAUCUUUUCAUGGAGAGGGUAUACGAAGAUCACGAGUUGCUGGUAGAAAAUCUUUUACUGUGGACCAGAGACUCGAAAAAUAAGCUGCUUUUCGUCGAGAGGCCAGAGAAAACUCAAUUGUUUCUUACUCCAGAGAAAUUCCUUUUAGGUCCAUCCGAUAGGAGUAGCGGCGAAUAUGACGAUCAUUCGCGUAAUAUUCUUUUAGAAGAAUUCUUUUCUAGCAGCAAUGUUGGCGUACCAGAGGUUGAAGGGCCAUUGUAUCUGAAAUCUGACAGCAAAAAGGGAUGGAAAAGGUACCACUUUAUUCUACGAGCAUCCGGCCUCUAUUAUUGGCCAAAGGAAAAAGCUCGCACCGCUCGUGACCUGAUUUGUCUGGCUACUUUCGACGUGAAUCAAAUUUACUACGGCAUUGGUUGGAAGAAGAAAUACAAAGCCCCAACAGACUUCUGUUUCGCUGUCAAACAUCCCAGAUUGCAGCAGCCAAAAUCGACAAAGUACAUCAAAUUCCUCUGCGCUGAGGAUAAUGCGUCGUUGGAACGAUGGAUGGUUGGAAUCAGGGUGGCCAAAUAUGGAAGACAGUUGAUGGAAAAUUACAGAACCCUGGUUGAUGAACUUGCCCAGGAGGAUCUCGACAUGCUGGCCCACGCAAGAUCCUGUUCCGUUAGCUCGAUCGCUGUACCGGCACAGAAUCAAACUCAGUACAACACGACCAACGAUAACGCUCGUCAGUUCACGGAGAAUUCAAGGCACAACGCGGAAGUAGCUAAUACUAGACAGUAUGACAGCCAGAGACAAAGUUACAAUUCUGAACAACGACAAAGUUAUAAUAACGAUGGUAGACUGAGCAGAGCCAGCAGCUCGAGUUCCAGUGGAUGCCUUUCUGAUGGAGCACCCAGUAGUUGCGAGGUAGCUUUCGAGUGUGGCGAGUUUCCAACAGGUACGAUAAAAAGGAAGCCCUCGAUGAAUCCGAAAUUGCCCUUAACAUCGAUCACGAGACAAUUGAAGGAAGUAGGUGAAACAGUUCGCGAUGAGCCGGAUUCUUGUCCGAGUCCAACGAGCUCGGGUUCUGGAACAUUGACCAGAAGGCAUAGUCGAAGGAGAAGCGGCACUGAUUCGGAUGGAUCUGGAACUUUGAAGAGACAUCACCGAUCUGGCAAUGCGACUCCAGUAAGUCCUGUACCGCCUGGCACACCGGUUAGGGAACGAGCAAGUCCAAUGGGAUACAACAGAUCAGAGAAUCAGGAACCGAAGACACCAACGAGUCCGAUACCAUCGUGUAUGAUGGAUUCGAUUACUUCGUUACCACCACCACCAUCACCCUCAAGAGUGGCGGAGGAAGGAGAAUCCGACAAUGAGCCACUUCCUCCACCUCCACCAGAAAUGUUCCGAUCGAAUCUCUCCCUGGAUUCUCUACCACCGCCUCCAGCACCUGGUGAACUGCCAAUGUGCAACACUCCAGAGCUCACGGGUUCUUCGUUAAGUCUGGCAUCUCUUCCGCCACCUCCAAGUCCUUUAGUCGGUGAAACAGGAACUAUCCGACGCGCUAGGCCCAAACAAUCCACACCUACAAACUCAGUAACUCCAGAGAGCACACCAACUCACACGUCAUCUAGACCGUCGACCAAUCAGCAGAUGUAUUCGAAUCCAAGCAACUCGACGAUACAGAAUAACCAGAGCUAUAGUUCAAAUACACAAAACGCUCUUCACGCGAACAACGCGACAAAUUCGGUACCCUCUCCGCAUAGUUCCUAUCCAGGGUCCAGCGCCAGCACACCAACGUACGUUCCAAGUUCGCCAAACUUUGCCUCGCCUCCCCCAUUCGUUCCUCCGCCAGCUUAUGGAUCCCAGCAACAGCACGGCAACAGUUCAAGCCUGACGAGACAAAACUCAAAGGUAGAAUCGAUAUACGGAACCCAUCCGACGGUUCACCAACACAACACGGUUCAACCAAUCAGGCCAAAUCCGAACAUGGACACUGUGCGACGAAGUGCCAUGAAGCAAGGUUCCGGACAUUACGCGGCUCCUCCUUAUCUAGCAGAGUUGAAAGCUGCCUCCAGUCCCCAGCCUCAGCGUAGAGUAACUAUUCAAGAACCACCAACGUCGCCCAAAUCGAAGACGGGUACUGGCAAGAAGAUCACGUUCAAUCUUCCGCCUCAGCAGGAACCAGGGAGUCCAGCUUUGCCACAGAGAAAACCGAUGCCACCGAGAAGGUCGGAUAGCACGAGGCUCACAUCUCCCAAGAAGCUUGCCGCAUCUGAUCAGGCACCUCCAGGUGAUUUCUUAAAGGAUCUUCAGAGAGUAAUGAGGAAAAAGUGGCAGGUUGCGCAGAAAUGUAAACUGGAUUCGACCACCACUCCUCACGAAGUUCUUGGUUUUCGCGAUCCACCGCCUGCUGUGGCUGAUUACAGAGAGACCAACGUGUCGAACUGGGUUCAGGAACACUAUGGAGCUGAUAAUUUAUAUGAGAAUGUCUACGCGACGGAUCCACACGCUCCAGUGGAGUACGCAUCCAGUCCAGCCCGGCAAUCAACUGUCAGGUUCGCAGAUGAGAAUCGCAGCAUUAAUAUCGUGAACGCGAUCGCCAGUAAAAGAAGGCCACCUCCGCCACCACCGAAAAGGGCAGAAACUACCCAUCUGACCACCACCAGGGCGAUGCACUGACAAUAGCAGAUACUUCAGCCCCAUCCCGAAAGGCGAUGGUUUUGCUGUUUGUGCAGCUGGUGGAAGGGCUAACAGAGGGCGAGUGUACGAGGUCCUAAUAAUCGAGUCUACACGUUGAUCGUUCUCUGUGUCUAUCGUAUGCCUUCGAACGAGGCGACGAAGAGAAAAGCGGAAGAUCGACGAUUAUCCUUGAAGAGAAGUUGAGCUUUAUGUUGUUCGUCGUACGUCGCCAGUGUUUUGCAUUGAAUCACACGGCUUGCCUGGAAAAUCCUUUGGUGUCUACCCAGAAAUUCAAACAGCUGCGGCCCGUUUUCUAGGAUAAUCGAUGUACAAUCGUAGGGUCUCGAGGACAAACAGUCCGAUCGAUACUGCCAAUCGAAACUGAUCACGACGAACCGAGUUGACGGGUCACAGGCUCGAGCUCGGCCGGUCGAAUAUAGGAGAAUUUUCUUUAGCAACAAGUUUUUUGGUAUACCGCGAAUCGGAGCUGCGGAUUAACUUAUCAACGAGUAUCGAUGUCAAACAUCAAUCUCAGCGCCGAUAUGUCGACGGCCGAUCAAGUUUAGGGCGUAAAAGAAACAAAUACUGCCGUAUAUAUUGAGGAUGUGAUAUAAUAAGUCUUAAGCUGCUAAUUUUCGUUGUCCCUUCGGGAGCUUGGGACGAUUGUCGAUUUCCAAGCGAUUUCGAUGUCAAUUUUCAUUUCGAUACCGCCACCAACUUGCGAUCUUUUCGGUUGGUGAUGAACCGAUUUAAAAAUGAUAAAAAAAAAAAAAAUGAAAAAAAAAAAAAAAAGAAAGAAAGAUGAGAAAAUAAAUGCACGAGAAUCGCGAUCGCAUUUCUCUGUGCAAAUUAAAUAAUCCAGAGUUCACUAGGCUUAGCUAAGUAUCUCUGAUAUUCGCUGACGCGCGUUAAAUAAGAUGAAAGGACGGUUGUUUUUUACAUUAUUCCAAAGGACAACAAUUGUAUCGUGACGUGAAUAAAAUGAAUAUGAACGAUGAAUACAAACGAGAUGGAGAUUUUGUUACUUUGUGGAGGAGGAGAUGUUCCUCGUACACAUGAAAUGAAAAAAACGAAAACAAGAGGAAAAAGACACCGUUCACAGAACCAUACGCAAGACGAACACGUACUGCGUUUUUUUAAAAGCCUCGUACAUAGGUGUGUAUGUAUAUAAAUGAAACACGUAUGAGCGUUUAUAUCAAUAUAUCGACUUUUUGAUGCUGUAUGUUUAGAUGGUAUCGUACGAUAUUGAAAUAUCCUCUGCGACGUGUACGCGAUAACGCAUAAUCUAUUUCGAUGGACCUCGAUCGUGAAUUCUACGCGCGACGCUAUUUGCUCUUCGUCGCCGAGGCUAUUACACACACAAUACACAUACACACAAGAAUACAUCCAAUUUUUACGACCAAUGCGAUUGUUACGCCGACUCUUUAACGUAUCGCGCGACCUACAACUCGAGAUCUUGUUCAUGAAAUUUUCAUCUCUUCUUUCCGUUUUCAUUACGCUGCCUCAACUUCCUACUAAAUUAUCGAUGACAUGGGAACGUGACUCGUUAAACGAGACUUCGAAGCGAUUGAACAAUUUCGUUUUCGAUCGAUCGCAGGAAAUACGUGGACUUUGAAAUUUAUUCGUACCGAGCUUAUUACGUUAAUGUAAUUUUACCUUUUACUGACUGUACACUGUUAAUCCGUAUUUCAACGAGUGAAAUAAGAAAUAAAAUAAGGAUUCGAUAUUGUCAAUGUUAUAUGAUUUGGUGCACGAUCGAACAAGACUUCUUCUUUUACUUUUCUUUCUUUUUUUUUUUUUUUUAAUCGACAUAGGAAAACAAUUUCUCAUGGAUUAUAUCGAUUUGUACCAAAUCAAGUAUACUUACAUACUUUUAAGAAUCGCUGUUUUUUAACAUAUUGUCCGUUAAUUACGUAUACAUUACGUGCAUUAAUAUCGAUUUAAUUCACUCGAACUUUUCUAACGCUUCAUAGCUCGGUUUCGCUAUUCUCGCAAGUCCGCGAUGUAUCGACACGUUGAAAAUUCAUAAAGUCGAUAGCGUCGAGUGAUCAAGAACGAUCUUGGAGAGUAUCCAUCAACUUUUCUACGCUACUUCACCCAUAUCUGUCUCAAUCUUUCUAACGAAUGAACUUAGGGCAACUACGCUCUACCGUACCGUUUUAUACAACCAUAUCGAUUAAGAGCAAUACGAGAAGGGGCAUUUUCUGCCAUUAGAACUCGUGUGAUCGCCAAUGAAACUAGCAGCAACGGCCAUCUAACAACCAAACUGUCUAAUUUUUCAUAUCGGAGCUAUCUAGCAAGGAGGGCUGUUAGAUUUUUUGUUCAAUUUUUCCAACGAGAACACGAUUUUGUGCUCUUAUCGAAUCGUUCUAAUUUGGACAAGAAAAUUAAAUAAAAAAUGGAGUCUCGUCGAGUCGUGAGCUUUUUACGACGUCAUAUACCGGAAGAAGCGACGAAGAUGCGAUAUUUUCUACUAGCCGAUUUUGAUAAAGAGCUAGGUGUCAAAGGGAGACUAUUUUACGCGUAUCCAGUGCCUCUCCUGGUGAGCAUUUUUUCUAAUUACCCAAACACCGACACACGAGACUCCUGCAACCGUUUCUUCAAAAUAAUUCAUAAGGUAUGAAAGAAUAGGAGAGGGUUGAUGUCGAUUUAGAAUGAUAAUCGUCUGCCGUGCCCGCGGUCCAAUUAAAAUGAACCAAUAAUAGUAAUGGUAACGAUAUUGAUAACAAUAUCCGUUUUUUUUUUUUUUUUUUUUUUUUUUUUGGACUAAUCGUAUUAUCGAUCUUAACAAUAUUGACUGUCGUAUGUGUCUGUCUUUUACGAUAGACUGGCGUUUCUACGAUUAUCCUGUGACCGGCUUUACCGCGUUCAGGAUGGUCUGCUUGAUCAUUGACUAGUACCACGUGGAGCUCCUUUAACGCGGUUGCUCGAGAUUGAAGAGGAAAAAUAUAUGGAUACGACUUAGAGAAGAAUGUUAGGAUGAUAGAUUUAAAGAAGAGAAUUUUGAUAUCGUUUAAUAUUGUUUUAUUUGCGAUUGGAAACAGCGAAGGAUUGUUUCCGGAUGUAGCUUGUUUCGAAUUAAAGGGAAAACUAGCUUUUCAUUUUCAAGCUAUCUUUUCGAUCAAGCGUAAAAGAUAAAAAGUAAAUAAGCUUAUAAUUUUAAAAAGGAAUAUUUUAUGUUUAAGAUGAGAAACUGAAAAUUGUUCUUCUCUUGUUCUUAUUAGUUUUUGAUAUCUUAGAAGUGGAAAGUAUAAUAUAGUUUUGAGUAAAUGUCGGAGUAAUUUCUAUUAAUAUCGAACAUCCUGUAACUGACACGAUUUAAGCGAUGUUUUUACACAUAUUUGUAUUAUUUUGUAAGGUUCGAUUUAUUUAUUUUAAUUUUGUACAUAAUUGUGAUUCUAAAGUUAGUACAAAUAUUUAAUAAAAGUAUGUAGAAAUGAAUAGGAUGUUUUAAGUUCAUAUCUUAAUUUAAUAUAUAGAGAUUUGUUUUUCUUUUAGCGAUAUCUUCCUUUUAAGGUUAACCCUGAUAUUAAAUAAAGAACAGUGGUUAACGUUUGGGUUACCGAAGGAAACUUAUACGUUUGUUUAAUUCGUGUCUAUGUCUAACAUCGAUAAAAUUAUUCACAGAAAUCGUAACACAAGAGGACGUAGAAAAAUAUGUAAAACAAAAUAUAAUAGAAAAAUAAUUCCAUUAUUACAGUAACUAGACAUUUAAAUGUUUGUUCACCCUAAUAUAAGAAAAAAAAAGAAAGGAGAGCAUAGAAAAAUACCUAAAGUAUUUUCAUAAAAUAUAACGCACGAUUAACUGUACUAUCGCGACAACUAAUAAAGCAAUAAAACAUUUUCUAAUACUAAGAGAAAGAAAAGAAAAGAAACACUUUUUCAUAUGGAAGUUUUUCCACACAUUUUACCAAUAUUAAUUGCGUUUCUUGCUAGACGACACUUUACGAAGUUGCCUUUUCUUGAGCAACCCCGCAAAAAAAAAAACUCGCGCCACGUGGUUCCAGUUUCUCGGAAAUUUUGUAAGAACGGCCGGCGCGAAGCGAACAACUCCUUUUUAUACCCGUACAGUUUAAGAAAACAUUAAUCGUGCUAAACGACAAGAAAGAAAGAAAUUCAUAGAACGAGAGAGAGAGAGAGAGAGAGAGAGAGAGAGAAAGAGAGAGAAAGCAUGUCGAAAAACAGCAGGUAGCUUUAGCGGUAGAUUGCUUGAUCGUUUCCGUAGCGCUGAUGAACGCUGAUUUGAUUGAGUGCCGCACACUUUGGAGCGCCAGCAAGAACGAUCACGACCAACGAUAUAUGGACGAUCGACGAUUUAUGUCAUGUAUCUAUGUUCAUUCUACGAUUAAAAUGAUCGCUGAUCUUCGAAAAAAAUAAUUUCACGUCAAAAAAAAAAAAGAAAAGAAAGAGAUCAUUCGUCGAUGGAACACCGUGUCGAUCGAGACUCGCGUUUAUUGAUCGAGUGGUUCGACUGGAAAAUUGAAUUCCCUUGCUUUUUAGUAAAAGGGUCGAGUGCAAUUGGAGGCAAUUUGUAAACGUCGUAAGAUCGUGUAUUGUACGAUCGUGAAUGAGAGAGGAAGACGAAAUGGAUAAACGUUAACGAUGAUUGUAAAGGAAUCGAUGGUGUGUUCUUGAAGACGACAAGAUGAAAGGGAGAGAGAGAGAGAGGGGGAAAAAAGAUAACACGUUUAUCGUUGUGUAUCUCGUACCUAACUACACUUUCUUUUCUUCUUUCUCUGAUACCGAGUAUACCCUGUGUUGUACGUACGUUUUUUGUAAAUAUUGUAACGAACAGACGAGGCAGAGCGCAGAAAGAUGAGACAAAAAUGAACGAUCGUCGAAGGGGUUGUGAGAGACGCCCGCGACCGAUUUUAAUAAUAAUAAACGCACUAUUUAUGACGAUGAGGAGAAGGUGAUUUUUCGUUUUUGUCGCGCACUACACGCGUACACGCACGUACGAAUCGUAUGGAAGGGGUGAAGCUGAGCGAAAUAUAACGGGAGGGCGUGAAAAAAAGGAAGGGAAAAAUAUAGAAUGGAAAAAUCCAGUCUUGCGAACGGGGCUCCACUGCGUUUCGUUUGAUUUAUCCGGUUUCGACACACUGUUUUCGCAAAUCUUAUCGAUUUACGUUUCUCUUACGCAUACUUUUAGAAGUUAGACCCGUUUAAUAGUUGUUUCUCGCUAUUUUCUGUUUUUCUUUUUCUUUUCUUUCCGUUCUUUUUCUCUUUUAGACUAUCGCGACGUUAAAAAAGAAAACAAAGAAAAAAAUGCGACAAUAUCGAUUAGUUUGAAAGGAUGUAUCUCGACGCCGAUUGUUUUUUCGAUAUAUUGACACCGAAUGAAAAUGACAAAAAAAUGCAAGCAGCAGUUGAAAUAUUAUAGGUAUUAUAUUCAUGUUUUUAUGUAAAUAAAUUUUUGGUAUAUUUCAA
Molecule: messenger RNA, 9659 nt
Organism: Bombus huntii
Lineage: Eukaryota; Metazoa; Arthropoda; Insecta; Hymenoptera; Apidae
Product: amyloid beta A4 precursor protein-binding family B member 1-interacting protein-like
Exons: 9
Coding region: 804-4232 (1142 amino acids)
Biological process (GO): signal transduction
Source: RefSeq, a predicted model, not a curated record